This is a messenger RNA of Trichosurus vulpecula (common brushtail), 948 nucleotides long. RefSeq names its product methyltransferase like 11B (gene NTMT2). Gene Ontology annotation, cellular component: cytoplasm. The record is from RefSeq and is a predicted model, not a curated record. Gene Ontology annotation, biological process: N-terminal protein amino acid methylation. Gene Ontology annotation, molecular function: N-terminal protein N-methyltransferase activity. NCBI's taxonomy places the organism in Eukaryota, Metazoa, Chordata, Mammalia, Diprotodontia, Phalangeridae. The transcript is spliced from 5 exons. Bases 1 to 948 code for a protein of 315 amino acids.
AUGGCCUAUCUGGGAGCCCAUUUUGCCUUUAGAUCCCGUUGGCAAAAGACAGAUGAUGAGCUGUGUCGGCAUAGCAUGUCCUUCAUCCUUCACAGGGCAAUCCGCAAUGACUUCUUUCAGAGUUAUCUCUAUCUCCUGGAAAAACUUUCUCUGGUGAAACUCUAUGCUUUAACAAGCCAAGUCAUCAACGGCGAGAUGCAGUUCUAUGCCAGAGCAAAGCUUUUCUACAGUGAAGUUCCAGCGACAGAAGAGGGGAUGAUGGGAGAUUACAUUGAACUGUCUAACACAGAUAUCCAGGCCUCCCAGGAAUUUCUUAGGAAGUUUGUCGGGGGUCCUGGGAAAGCAGGUACUGACUAUGCCUUGGACUGUGGCUCAGGGAUAGGAAGGGUCAGCAAACAUGUCUUGCUGCCAGUUUUCAACAGUGUGGAACUGGUGGACAUGAUGGAAGCCUUCUUGGCUGAAGCCCAGAAUUACCUACAAGCCAAAGGUGACAAAGUAGAAACGUAUUACUGCUACAGCCUUCAGGAAUUCACGCCUACAUUCAGAAAAUAUGAUGUCAUUUGGAUUCAGUGGGUUUCUGGGAACCUGACUGAUAAAGACCUCCUGGAGUUUCUCUCCCGCUGCUGUGAAGGCCUGAGAGAGAAUGGCAUCAUCAUCUUAAAGGACAACGUGGCCCGCCAGGGUUGUAUCUUUGACUCAUCCGACAGCAGCGUCAUCCGGGACAUGGACAUUCUCCGGAGCCUCAUUCACAAGAGUGGGCUGGUGGUUCUGCGGGAGGAGAAGCAAGAGGGCUUUCCAGAGCAAUGUGUUCCAGUAUGGAUGUUUGCUCUGCGAAUCAAAGUCCGUCCCACUGGCCUAUGGUUUACAGAUUGCCUUCGCUUCCUUUUUCAAAAAUCAAGGCAGCUCUUUAGGCCUAUGACCUCUCUCCCAUUUUCCAACAUCUUUUAA